This is a messenger RNA of Conger conger (European conger), 3209 nucleotides long. RefSeq names its product cilia- and flagella-associated protein 69-like. The transcript is spliced from 22 exons. Bases 1 to 2694 code for a protein of 897 amino acids. The record is from RefSeq and is a predicted model, not a curated record. Gene Ontology annotation, biological process: olfactory behavior; response to odorant; positive regulation of flagellated sperm motility. Gene Ontology annotation, cellular component: sperm midpiece; non-motile cilium. Lineage: Eukaryota; Metazoa; Chordata; Actinopteri; Anguilliformes; Congridae.
AUGGAACUCAACCGUGUGAUACACAUUUUGGAGGAUCCAUUUUCAAACACUCUGGAAGAGAGACAUCUCUUUGUCCUGAAGAAAAUGGUAAAAAGAUACCAGAAUGGCUUUCUUCUCAAAGAAAUAGCUGAUGUUUUCAAGAUUUUAAACCUGUGUGUAGAGAAGGCUGAAGAUCAUUCUCAGUACACCUUGGUAAUGUGCGACAUACUGAAGAUAUGUGGGCUCCCUCUCCUGAAAGAGAAGACCUCUGAUGAGAUGUACUAUGCCACGGUAGUACAGGAGUCACUCUCCCAGAUGGGUUACCUGAUGAGAGUGCCGAGCGCUGACGUCCGGCUGCAGAUAUGCUCCUCCAUUACGUCCUUCUUCGGGGUCCAGAAGUCCAGAGCUCAUGUGGAGGGGUUCUGCCCUGUUAGCCUUGGGUUCCGGGUGCAGAUGGUGGAGCAGAGCGGGGUAGCGGAGAUUCUUGUGCUUUCCAUGGCCCUGCUGGAAAACCAGGUUGGGGUCAGGCUGCAUGUUCUGAAGACCCUGCAGAUCCUCUCCAACUCCUCCGUGGUGAACUGCAGUAAAAUGGUGAAGGCCCAGGGUGCCAGCAAAAUCUGCAGCCACAUGAGUGAGCCCGACCCCUGGGGACAGUUGCUCUUCCGCUCCUUGGAGCUCCUCUGGAACAUGCUGGAAAAAGGCGGAAAAGAUGAGGCCACCUCACAACUCAGUAACAUGGACUGCAUCACGGCUUUGAAGGAUGCUCUACAGCACCAGUUUCUGAAUGCCUUUCAGCAGGCUGACCAGCAGCUUCGGAAUGACUUGCUGGUGAUAAUAACUCUAAUAGCUGACAAUCCAAACGCUCCCUUGAUUGAGAGUGGAUUGGCAAAGCUGCUCGUCCUAUUUGCUACAUUCCCUGAAAUAAAGAGCCAUAAUCCACUCGUUCGAAAUCUCAAGCUGUCUUUUAACUACGAAGACUUUGAGAUGAAGAGGUUGCUGUUGAAUGCCAUUGUUGUCAUGUCAAGGGACAUAUCCUCUUUGCAGCUGUUCAAAGAGGGCCAGGUUCUGUCCGCCCUGCUGCUCCACCUGAACCCUGGCGAGAGAUCGGGUGUGCCUGGGUGGACCCCGGUCCAGCAGGGGGAGCUGCAGCUGCACGCCCUGGCCACCAUGCAAUCUGUCGCCCCCUUGCUGCUGGAGGACUACGUGACCUGCCAGGGGAACACCCUGCUCCUGCUGCUGAUGGACAGGUGCACAAAGCAAGGCCAAACUGAUGCCUGCUCUGGACAGGGCGGUUGGCUUGGAAACGGAGUGACGGGUGACACAAAGGCCCAGCUGCACGGCUGUGUGAGGGUACUGAGAGCCAUGGUGUCUCUGGGAAGUGACAUCAUCAACCAGGACCUCUGUGACCAAGGAGCUAUCACCCAGUUCCUGGAAACUUUAAUGCAGUUGGAAUCGUCUAACAAAGAAGAAGCUGCAAUCACCAUAGAAAUCAUGACUGACCUUCAGCAAAUUCUGUCGCUGCUUUGCGAGAACGAUCUUCACAGGAAGGAGCUGUUUGGGUCAGGUGGAGUGGACAUGCUGGUCCAUUUCCUAAAGACCAGCUCUGGAAAGUUCUACAGUGGCCUGGGACAUAACAAGCUCGUCCUCUCCACUGUGGACUGCGUCUGGUCCUGCGUUGUUGGAUGUGACACCACCGAGGACAUAUUCCUGGAAAAGGAGGGGGUUUUCCUUCUGCUCGAUUUACUUCACUCGGGUCCAGGAAACAUGCACGGCGUGGUGCUGGGGACUCUGCUGGAGCUAUGUGACAACCCCAAAACCCUGUCCCAUGUCCACACCUGGAGGGGCCCGAAGGGGCUGACCGUGGCUGCCCUGCUGCUGCUCCUGUGGAGGCAGGAAGAGAGGGAGCUCUGGGCCGGGCACGACCGAGACAUGUCCACUGCAGAUUCCACCAGUCCUCGUUCGGUGGUGGAUGACGUGGACCCGGUACCUGCUGACCGACCCACUGCGGUGGUGGUGGACGUAUCAGACAGCCUGCAGUCCAAGAUCUAUUCCGUUUUCUCCAAGCUGGGUUUUGAAGACUUGCCUGGAUUAACAACUGAAGAUAACGUCACUCUUUCUAUUGUGAGAAAAUAUUUGGAUUUCAAGGUGAUGGAGGCGUGGGUUGAGAUCGCCGGAGAGCUCAGAGCUGAGGGGGUGAGGCCCGUCACUCCAGAUGAGGAGGCCCUGGAGGCCAUCGGGCAGAUGGCAGGAGACACGACCAGGACCGUGGCCCUGCGGCAGGCUGAGCUAAGGGAGAGCCAGAAGCAGCAGGACAUCCAGCAGGAGCAGCUCAUGUACACAGAGAUACGCUUCAACCACAAACAGCAGGAGCUCGUAGCAAAAUCAUGGGAGCAUCACGUGGCGAAGACAUCUGACUACAAAGUGCUAAUGGAAUCAAGGGACCGUCAGGAAAAGUCCAUUCAGUCUUCCAGGUCAAAGGCCAGACGGGAGGACUCACUUUUCCACUCUACUCAGAUUGCUGGAUUACGCACAACACAUUUCUGUGGCCACGUGCUGUCGGUGGAGAGUACUCCAGUGCACCUGGUGGGGGGGCCCCUGGCGAACACGGACCUGGCCCUGCAGGCAGCCCCCAUUCGGGGGGGAGCUCUGCAGGCACACCCAGCCAGGGCGUCGGAGCUGGAGCACUUCCACCGGAGCUCGGUUCCAGCCAAAUGAAGGCCUACCUGCACUUACUGUCCUGUCCCAUACACCUUUUUCUGAUCAGGAAGGUCCAUACAAUUGUACUGUAUGCCAAUGUAUUAUUCAUUAGUGUAAAACAGUGUUCUCCUGUUCUUGGAGAGCAACAGCAACAACCAGGGUGUGCUGGCUGUUAUUUUUACCUUAAUAUCAGCAACCCAGACUCAAGAAACCAGAGGUGAGUUAACAGUGUAAUCAACUGCAUUAAUUGAUCAAUUAAGUGCAGAGUAACAACAAAAGCCAGCACACACUACAGCUCUCCAGGACCAGGAGUGAGGAUCACUGGUAUAAAAUAUAAAGCUUAUCAGUCAGGUAUCCAGUUUCUAUUAAUCUGUUGUAGACGAUUGAAAAUAAUAUUAACAUAUUAGUGAAGUCUGCAUUUCUAUUUUUUGGUUCUUUUUUUGCCAAUGCUUGAAAUUGAUUGUUCCUAAAUAUUUUAAGUUUACAACUUGUCUUAUUUAUAAAAAAUGUUUGUUUGUUUUGACAAAAUUAUG